Messenger RNA from Cyclopterus lumpus (lumpfish), 1867 nucleotides. It is a transcript of the gene poldip2, whose product is annotated as polymerase (DNA-directed), delta interacting protein 2. Gene Ontology annotation, molecular function: DNA binding. Lineage: Eukaryota; Metazoa; Chordata; Actinopteri; Perciformes; Cyclopteridae. The transcript is spliced from 11 exons. The coding region runs from base 63 to 1181 and encodes 372 amino acids. The record is from RefSeq and is a predicted model, not a curated record. Gene Ontology annotation, biological process: error-free translesion synthesis. Gene Ontology annotation, cellular component: nucleus; mitochondrial nucleoid.
CUCGCUGUAAAAGUACGCGUACGUGUACGUGAGCGUGCCCGCCAGUGCUCUCGGCUGUAAAGAUGGCGGCCUGCGCGUUGCGCCGAGGCUUUCUGAGCGCCGUCAGUAAAUACAACAAGAAACACGCGCACAGAAUCCUGAGCGCCGUCGACGGGUUCGAGGGGUUCCGACCGCGGGUCCAAUGCCGCGCCUGCGCACUACCCGGCGGCGUCCAGCAGAACAGGUUCAUGUCGUCACGGCCUGAAGGGAAGAUUUUGGAGACGGUGGGAAUGUUCGAGGCUGUGAAGCAGCACGGAAAAUAUGAAACGGGACAGCUGUUUCUCCACAGCGUGUUUGGCUACAGAGGCAUCGUCUUGUUCCCCUGGCACGCCCGGCUCUACGACCGAGACAUCACCCCCCCCAUCCCCGAGAGCAAACCGGAGCCUCCGGGAGCCCACGGCUCCAAGGAGGUGAAGGGCAAGACUCACACCUACUACCAGGUCCUGAUCGACACCAGGGACUGCCCCCACAUCUCUCAGAGGUCCCAGACGGAAGCGGUGACGUUUCUGGCCAACCACGACGACAGCAGAGCCCUGUACGCCAUCCCAGGUCUGGACUACGUGAGCCACGAGGACAUCCUGCCCUACAACUCUGCGGAGCAGAUCCCGAUCCAGCACGAGCUGUUCGAGCGCUUCCUGUUGUUCAACCCGGCCAAAUCGCCCCCCUUCACGGCCAGGGACACCCUGAAGGCCUGGCAGGAGAAGAACCACCCCUGGCUGGAGCUCUCGGACGUCCACAGGGAGACCACGGAGAACAUCCGGGUCACCGUGAUCCCCUUCUACAUGGGCAUGCGGGAGGCCCAGAACUCCCACGUCUACUGGUGGCGGUACUGCAUCCGUCUGGAGAACAUGGCCAGCGAGGUGGUCCAGCUCAGAGAGCGGCACUGGAGGAUCUUCAGCCUGUCGGGAACCCUGGAGACGGUCCGAGGACGAGGGGUCGUAGGGCGGGAGCCGGUGUUGUCUAAAGAGCAGCCGGCCUUCCAGUACAGCAGCCACGUGUCUCUACAAGCACCGAGCGGCCACAUGUGGGGGACGUUUCGUAUCGAGAGGACCGACGGCUCUCACUUCGACGUCCGCAUCCCUCCUUUCUCCCUGGAGAGCAACAAAGACGACAAAGCGCCCCCUGCUGGCUACACAUUCUAACUGUCAGUCUAGAGCGCACCCCCCCCCCCCCCCCCCCGUAGCGUCACCUCAACCUUCAACUAGCAAGAGCAGUUUUAUAGAUCACCGAAAGAGCGAGAGAGAGAGAGAGAGAGAGAGAGAGACAUCAUCGAUCAACUCGGAGGAAUUACUUGUGGGUUGUUUAUGCUUAGAGCUGGUUGUUUUUAUUAUUAUUGUUGUCGUCAUGGGAAUAUUUCCUGCUGGGUUCAUGGAAAGCGCAACAACUGCAGCUUCAAGUCGGCUUAACGUGUCCCAACUCCUCCAUAAUAAUAUUAUUAUUAUUAUUAUUAUUAUUAUUAUUAUCAUCAUCGUUUGAAUUCAUGAAAAAAAAAAACAUUAACGUACCAAACAAGUAUUUUGAGGCGAGUCGGCUCCGAGUCGUCUUUAAUCAACGAAUGAAACAAACCAUAAAGUUUUUAAGGUAAUUUCAUCUCUGCCGUCUAAAAACCAGAAGGAAGUCCUAAUCACGCACACACGUACACACACACGUACACACACACACACACACACACACACGUACGUACACACACGCACACACACGUUUGUUUUUAAGCUCCGAGCACAGAUCCUCUGGUUGACGCGACUGAAGGUGGGAAUGUUGAACGUUACUGUAAAUAAAGAUGUAAUUAAAGGUGAAACCAAUAAAUAAUAAAAGUUUUAUUCUUGUU